Messenger RNA from Ornithorhynchus anatinus (platypus), 3790 nucleotides. It is a transcript of the gene CALD1, whose product is annotated as caldesmon 1. Lineage: Eukaryota; Metazoa; Chordata; Mammalia; Monotremata; Ornithorhynchidae. Gene Ontology annotation, cellular component: actin cytoskeleton. Gene Ontology annotation, biological process: muscle contraction; angiogenesis; actin filament bundle assembly. The record is from RefSeq and is a predicted model, not a curated record. Gene Ontology annotation, molecular function: calmodulin binding; actin binding; myosin binding.
CAUUCGAAAGCAUCAGCAUGGAGGAAUUCCUGAAGCUUCCUGGAGUCGGCAUCUCGGGUCCGUUAGCGGCCGGCGUUGGAACGCACAGGAACGGAACCGGACGUCGGAUUGCUUGUGUAUUGAGACCAAAUCUCACCCCCCUCCCAACCCCGAACACACGCCAUGGAUGAUUUUGAGCGCCGCAGAGAGCUUAGGAGGCAAAAGCGGGAGGAAAUGCGUCUUGAAGCAGAGAGACUUGCCUAUCAGAGGAACGAUGACGACGAAGAGGAAGCUGCCAGGGAACGCCGGCGUAGGGCUCGCCAGGAGAGGCUCCGGCAGCGGGAAGAGGAAGACUCCUCUUCCCAGGGGACGGAGAAGACGGCGGAGGUGAACGCCCAGAACAGCGUGGCGGAUGAGGAGGCCAAAACGGCCCCCAGCCCCUCGACGACAGAUGGGGGUGACGACGCCGCGUUCCUGGAGCGGCUGGCCCGCCGGGAGGAGCGGCGGCAGAAGCGCCUCCAGGAGGCCCUGGAGCGCCAGAAGGAGUUUGACCCGACCGUGACGGAUGACGGCUUGUCGGUACCCAGCGGGCGACAGGCCAACGACACGGGAAAGGACGAGGCUGCCGGGGACGAGGACAAAGCGGAGACCCGCCGCGCUCGCUACGAGAUUCAGGAAACUGAGACGGUCACCAAGUCCUACCAGAGAAACGAAUGGCGGGAAACCCAGGACGGCCAGAGAGAGAAGGAUAAGGAGGAGGAAGAGCAGCAGCAGGAGGAAGAGGAGGAGAAGCCCAAGCAGAGAAUCCUAGAAGGAAACCAGGUAGAGGUGACGAUAGGAAGGAAAACCGUAGAGACCCGAGAGGAGACUGCGGUAGUAGAACUCAAAAACGGGCAGGUCGGUGUCGAGGAAUCCAAACUAGGAAAGGAGGAGGAGGCAGAAGAGGCAACGGAGGUUGUGGACCAUGAAGGUGUGGAGGCGGAUGCCGAAAAGCAAAGGCUCGAGGCUGAGGAGAGAGAAAGGGCCAGGGCCGAGCAGGAGAAACGGGCAGCGGCAGAGAGAGAGAGGAUCGAAGCAGAAGAGAAUGAAAGGGCGGCCGAGGAAAGGGAGAGGAGGGAGGCCGAGGCAAGAGAGAAGCGGGAGGCUGAGGCAAGGGAGAGGAGGGAGGCUGAGGAGAGGGAGAGGAGGGAGGCCGAGGAAGAGAAGAGAGUCGCUGAGGAGAGGAAGAGGGCGGAGGCGGAGAAGAGAGCAGCCGAAGAGAAGGCCAGGCUAGAAGAACAAAAAUUGAAAGAAGAGCAAGAGAAACAGGUCAAAGGGAAAAGGGAAGAGAGACAGGUAAAUGAAAAGAAAGUCCAAGAGGACACACUUCAGUCGGUGGUCCUAAAAAAACAGGGCGAAGAGAGAGGGAUUAAAGUGGAAACUAAACGAGAAAAGGCACAAGAAGACAGGCCGGCCUUCAGAAAGGAAGAGAUCACAGCCGAGAAGACCAACAAGGACCAGGGACCCAGAGAAGACAUCAAGAGCAGCUGGGAUCGCAAGAAGGGAUUUCCGGAGACCAAGUCUCAGAACGGGGAGCGCGUCCAGGAAUUCACGACCCACAGACUCAAGCACACCGAGAGUACUUUCAGCCGCGGCAAAGCCGGUGCGGACACCGAGGAGGCCGAGUCCCAGGUGGAGGCCGGCAGGCGCCUGGAGGAGCUGCGGCGGCGGCGGGGCGAGACCGAGAGCGAGGAGUUUGAGAAGCUGAAGCAGAAGCAGCAGGAGGCCGCCGUGGAGCUGGAGGAGCUGAAGAAGAAGCGGGAGGAGCGCAGGAAGGUCUUGGAGGAAGAGGAGCACAGGAGGAAGCAAGAAGAGGCCGAGAGGAAGAUCAGAGAGGAGGAGGAGAAGAGGAGGCUGAAAGAAGAGAUUGAAAGACGGAGGGCAGAGGCUGCCGAAAAAAGGCAGAAGAUGCCAGAAGACGGUGUCUCGGACGACAAGAAGCCGUUCAAGUGCUUUACUCCCAAAGGUUCAUCUCUCAAGAUCGAAGAGCGGACGGAAUUCCUGAACAAAUCCGCCCAGAAGAGUGGGGUCAAAUCUACUCAUCCCACAGCCGUCGUUUCCAAGAUUGACAGCGGCUGGGAGCUGUACACCAACGCGAUUGAGGGGACGAAAACCACGAAGUCCACCAAGCCAGCAGCGUCUGACCUACCGGUCCCUGCCGAAGGGGUCCGCAACAUCAAGAGCAUGUGGGAGAAGGGCAAUGUGUUUGCAUCCCCUACCGGGACAGGAUCGUCCAAUAAGGAAACCGCAGGCUUGAAAGUGGGGGUUUCCAGUCGCAUCAACGAAUGGCUAACUAAAACUCCCGAAGGCAACAAGUCGCCUGCUCCCAAGCCUUCGGACUUGCGACCAGUAGACGUUUCCAACAAGCGCAAUCUCUGGGAGAAGCAAUCUUCGGAAAAGACCACCUCACCCAUGAAGGUGUCAUCCGUGGGGAAAAAGUCAGAGACCAUGGUAAGCAAGGCAGUAGUCUCGAAUGGCGUUGGGGCAGACUGGGACUCUGAAAACACAAUAGCAAACAGGCAUGGUUUCAAACCGGCACGUGAAAGUUGACUGUUGGUAUGCCAAAGUCUGUCUCAGAGGGUUUCUAGGGCCUUCCCGGCUUGUCACGAGGAGAGCCGUUCGGUCAAUCGAUCGAUCGUAUUUACCGAGUGCUUUAACUGUGCGCAGAGCACCAGUACUAAACGCUUGAGCCAUUAUCGUGGGCGGAGCGUUGCUUCUUCGCCCCCCCCCCCCCCCCCACAUAUGUCAUUUGCUUUAUUCUGGGGCAGGACGAGGAUAGGCAGCUGGUGACCCACGUACCGUUCUAACUCCCUCUCUUCCGACUAGUUUUUGGACAUGGUGAGACACCUCGUACUCGGGGCUAUAGCUCCUGGCACGUGCUCAGCACACCUUUCCUGGUAUUUAUGGAGCUCUCUGUGCAGAGCGCUGUACUAAGAGUUGGGAGAACGCCACCACGAUCGAGUCAGUAGGCCCGAUCCCUGCCCACAAGGAGCGUACAGUCAACCGGACUGGUGAUAAUGCCCUCAGAUCCUACUCACUCUUUCCCUCUACCCACUUCCACUUCUCACCUUACAGAGACAUGCAAGCAUUUGCUAUUCUCCCCCGGCCUCUCAAAUCUGCCCCAGAGAGUGUAUAUCUAUAUAUAUAUAGAGAGAGAGAGAGAGGGGGAGAGAGAGAGAAGAGUGUAUGUGUGAAUGCAUCAGCAGAAGAAUUUGCCCAUUUCCCAACCUUGCCUCAUCUGCCACUUGGUGAACAUUGCUCCGGAGGGCGGGGCCUUUCUCUAGAGGAGGCCAACGUGUGAUCAGAAACGGGUGGCUUUGCCACAAGAUUUUACAUUUCUCUUCUUUCAGCAGGUUUGAGACAAUUUGAGAAAGAACCCUAGGUACCUGCUCAAGAUCCUGGACCAGCUCAGUUGAGAAGUGCUCAAUUUUCCCUUUUUUAUAUUUAUGUUUAUUGACCAGAAUGUGGGUUCAUUUUUUGGUCUUUUUUUUUUUUUUUGCAUUAUCCCAGCUAAACCCAUGUAUAUUAGCACUGUAUUUAAUAAUCACAGUCUAGAGACAUUCAUGGUAAAAAGUACUGCCUUUGCACAGGAACCUAUUUCUAAAGAAACCCAUGCUGUGAAAUAUAGACUUUUCUACUGAUAGUCAUCACCCUAAAUCUCUGAACAGUGAUUCAGAUGCAUCAGAAGUCAACCAAAAUAGAUUCAAGUUGGAAAUUGCCUAAGAAACGUGUGCAGUAUCCAGAGAAAAAUAAACAGUUGUUACUUUUGGAA